AAAGAGAAAAUGUCUUUGAUAAAUUUAGGAUCGAUAAAAAUUCUUAUUUGUGAGCAUUCUUUAUUUUAUGGCAACUUUAUUCAGCAGUCAGGCUAGUCUCGUAAUCCGUGUGUGACUUUUGAGUUUAUUUUUUUAAUUUCUGAGCGAAAUUUUAAAAUGUAUACUGUCUCAAAAGGACCUAGCAAAAUAGUGGCUAAAACUCGAAGAGGUCUAUCACAGAAUUUAGAAAGAUUAGACAGUCGUAAGGAUCAUAACAGGAAAUCUUCAGAGUCUGAUAAUGGAGAAGUCGUCAACAUGCCCAAACCUAUCUUUCAUUCCAAUGGCAAAAAGACACUACACCAGAGAAUACAACACCAUGUAAUCACACCACAACAUGAAGAAAUUAUUAGAUUUAUAAGUGAAAGAUCAGGAAGUUCAUCACCGGCCCCGCCCUCAAACCUGUAUUACCAAGAUGACGCUCCCAGCCCCAUCCUGCGGGACUUCAAGCCCUUCGACCUGGAGACGUGGUGGGGCAAGCGUCUCUUCCAGAACAUCACCAGCUCACUCUGAGUGUACACAGCACGACAGCACACAGGGGGAACACGAAAAUUUACGGUAGUGUAAGUCACAAUCAUCUGUAGUUUACUAAAUUUUAUAUUAUAUUUUAUAUAAAAUAAUUAAAACAAAAAUACCAGUAUUUUUCGCUAAAUAGAAGUAAUGCUGAUAUUUGCUCGUGUUUGCUACAUUUGUAGUAGUUAGACUGUUAGUAUGGCUCAUACUACAUAACUAUACAUUAAUUAAAUGAAUAAUCAAAUAGGAUAAUGCAAGAGAUUAAGUAAUCUACAGAUGAUUGUGGAUCUCAAUAGUUAUUUCAUAAUGUAAGUGAAAUUUUCCAAAAGCUCAAUUUCGUUGCACCGUUACUGCGAACCAAUAUUCUUUAAGAUUUAUUUGUUUUGAUUGUAUGUUGUGUUUGUUGGUCAGUUUAAAUGGAUUUAUUUGUUUUCUUUUACAUAAUAUCUACCAAAGAUUUAUUGAAUCAUUGGAAACAAACAUUGAUCAAAUGUAGCCAAAAUUUUAGAAGCCAAAUUGGUUAUUUAAUGUAGUCGAAUACUAGUCUUACAAUAUUAUUUGUAGUGUAGUGCCGUCACAAAUUAAAACUAAAUAGAUAAUUAAGAAAUUCACCGAUAUAAAUCUCUAAUGUAUAAGAUGUUUAACUUGUUCGCAGUCUAUUAUACAUAAUGUAAUAAUUUUAAAGUGCCUAAGUGUCCCGCCAUACGGAUAGUUUUACGUAUUGUCUAAUGAAUUAACACAUCACACUGUUUUAAUUUCUGUCCAUUUUGUACAAUGCCUUUUAAAGUAUUGCCUUGAAAA
This is a messenger RNA of Manduca sexta (tobacco hornworm), 1350 nucleotides long. Its product is annotated as MAPK regulated corepressor interacting protein 2-like. NCBI's taxonomy places the organism in Eukaryota, Metazoa, Arthropoda, Insecta, Lepidoptera, Sphingidae. The record is from RefSeq and is a predicted model, not a curated record.